GGAAAACUCCCUACCUAUGGCUUUUUCACUAUUUAAACCCCAAAACCCUCUUGCUCAGAUUUUGCUUCUCUUCACACACACUAAAGUUUUCUUGAGGGAACAAGAGACAGAAGUGAGUGAUCUGUGAGUUCUGAGAAAUAUGGCGAAGGCAGUGGGGAUCUUUUUGUGUAUUGUGAUCAUAGCCCUCGACGUCGGCGCGGGCAUCCUCGGCCUCGAAGCAGAAGUCGAACAGAACAAGGUGAAGCACUUGAGGGUUUGGAUAUUCGAGUGUAAAGAGCCCAGCCAGGACGCCUUCAAGCUCGGGGUCGGCGCGGCCGGCCUUCUUGUGAUAGCCCAUGUCCUGGCUAAUCUGGUCGGCGGGUGCGACUGCGUAUGCUCCCAGGACGAGCUCCAGAAGGCUCCCCCGAACAGGCAGCUCACCAUCGCCUGCCUCUUCUUCACCUGGAUCAUAUUGGCGGUGGGAUUGUCGAUGCUGGUGAUCGGGACGCUCGCAAACCACAAGUCGAGGGCAUCCUGCGGGAUCACACACCAUCACUUCCUAUCGAUCGGGGGGAUACUGUGCUUCGUUCACGGCCUCUUCUCGGUUGCUUACUACAUCUCCGCCACUGCCGGCAGCCCCUCCUAAACUAGUUACUUAUAUCUGAUGAUGAUGAUUGCACGCUCACUCACUUUCCUUUCCUUUCCUUUUUUGUUAAAAAGAAAACCUAUUAACCUUUUUUUUUUUAAAAAAAAAAAUUUCAAGUUGAGUUUGAUGGGCUGAUGACUGUUCUAAGUCUCUAUGUAUGACUGUUUUUGUGAUUAUAAUGUCAUUUUUCCAUUGGAGGGAAUUAAUUACAAUUUUAUUAUAAAGAUCUUUUCUUUAGCUAAAAGAAAAGAAGGUGGUCAUGUCAUGUAACUAUCGACCUCAUUUUAUUUUCUCUUUUUAGCAUCAUCCUCCUAUGGACUUGCUUGUUAA
Molecule: messenger RNA, 955 nt
Organism: Punica granatum (pomegranate)
Lineage: Eukaryota; Viridiplantae; Streptophyta; Magnoliopsida; Myrtales; Lythraceae
Source: RefSeq, a predicted model, not a curated record